GGGAUGAAGCCUGACACGAGCGCAGUUCUGUCGGUAACGUCUCGCUCGGGCUUUUAUCAAACGACGGUUAUUUAGCGCGUAGCCAGCUAGCUUCCGGCUAGUUUGUCAUGCGGAACAGCGCUGGGCGAUCGGCAAGGUAUUCUGCGGAUCGGGGGGGGGGGCGGCGGCCAACGGCAAGUUUCUGUAUCGGAAAUACGCGCAGGCAAGUUUGGCGACGUGCCUCCUGGUGCUGAACGGGUCACGAUACAAGUAAACCGACGGGCGUUGUGAAAGUAGGAUGCGAGCCAAACGGGAAGAGGCUUGCGUUGACGUCUCGUCUUGUAUCCUUUGUCGCGGCCGUAACGACGCAUGUCACUUUCGUUUCGAGGGCGGCUGAAUUUUACCGACGGCGGCGAAACAUUUACGUCGUUCUGAUUUUUCCAACACAUUUUACGCGCGUCAAUUUGCGUUCUCCGCUGCCGCCCCCCCCCCCCCCCAUGUCCGAGCGAGGCAGCGUCUCGCUUAUGGUUGAGGAGUGCCAUGGAGCUCCUGGAAGAGGACCUUACGUGCCCGAUCUGCUGCUGUCUCUUCGAUGAUCCGCGGGUUCUGUCCUGCUCGCACAGCUUCUGUAAGAAAUGCUUGGAGGGGAUUUUGGAAGGAAACCGAGGUCCGGCUUGGAGACCACCUUUCAAAUGCCCUACCUGCCGCAAAGAGACGGCUCACAAUGGCGCGAACAGUCUGCAGAUUAACUAUUCCCUGCGCGGAAUAGUGGAGAAGUACAACAAGAUAAAAGUCCUGCCGAGAAUGUCGCUGUGUAAACGGCACGACGGCCAGCCACUCAACAUAUUCUGCUCCACCGACCUUAAACUCAUCUGCGGAUUUUGCGCAACGACCGGCGAACAUAAAGGGCACACAUUUUGCGCCUUGGAGGACGGGUACGAGCAAGAGAAAGCGGCGUUCGAAGAGCUGUUUGAAGGGGAGGAGAGCUGGAAGAACGCAGAUAUUCUAUCCUGCCUGGAGACGCUGGAAACCGGUAAGAAAAAGGCGCUGCAGCUGGUCUCGAAGGACUCGGAGAGAGUGGCGGACUAUUUCAGGGACUUGACCAGCGCCCUCGAGCACAAAAAGGAUGAGAUCCUGUCCGAUUUCGAGACGCUGAAGCUGGCGGUGAUGCAAGCCUACGACCCGGAGAUCAACCGGCUGCGCACGGCGCUGGAGGAGCAGCAGAGGGCGCUCAGCAUCGCCGACUCCUUCAGGAACAUCUCCGACCCGUUGUGCUUCCUCCAGAGGAUGCAGGAGUUCAGGGAGAAGCUCCGGCUCAUCCGGGAAACGCCGCUGCCCACCCGGACGGACAUGGACGUCGGUCCCGUCGUGCACAACUUCGACGUCCGGCUGUGGGAUUCGCUCAGACUCGGGGAGGUGGAUCAGAUCUCCGUGCCGCACGACAGCGGCUCCUACUGCGGCGCGUCCUCCCGCCUCGGAGGAGCGAUGAGGGGAUUCGUCGUGUUUUUGGCUUUAUUGCUGCCGGGUGUCCUCCUGCUGCAGUACGGCGGCUUCGUCUCCCUCCGCACCUCCGCCUGCUCCCAGGGCGAAGCGCUUCUCGCCGUCGUCUCGUCGCACCUCACCGAUGCGGGCCGGUACUGGCACGACGGGGUGUCCGUCUGCGCGGGUUUAAUGGACACAUGUCAGAGUUGUGUCCUGGCCCUUAUAGAUACCACUGUCCAUUAUAUUGGCAGCUGUAAGUUUUCUUGAUUUAUUGGCUUUGUGCCAUAUGAGCACUCCAGUCCACAUAACUGUCACAUGGAGUCACACGUUCAGAGUGCCAGUGGUCCAUGGGGUGCACAACAGAUGAACUAAUCUAAAAACGGCACUGAACAAAUCAGAAAUCAUUUUAAGGCCUGUAUUAUUAUAAAAAAAACGAAACGUAUAUAUCCGUCUCCAAUCUGAGUCUCUCCUUUUCCCUGUUUAAAUGGUCUGUAUCCUCCCUGUCUCUCACGUGUUUUUUUUUAGUUGCGUCGUCAUUUCCCAUUUUCUUAUUACCACUUGUUUGAUAUCUUUUCUAAUAAAUUUUAUCGAACGAU
This is a messenger RNA of Lampris incognitus (smalleye Pacific opah), 2057 nucleotides long. RefSeq names its product tripartite motif containing 13 (gene trim13). The transcript is spliced from 2 exons. The coding region runs from base 520 to 1728 and encodes 402 amino acids. Gene Ontology annotation, molecular function: zinc ion binding. Gene Ontology annotation, biological process: innate immune response; positive regulation of macroautophagy; positive regulation of canonical NF-kappaB signal transduction. The record is from RefSeq and is a predicted model, not a curated record. Lineage: Eukaryota; Metazoa; Chordata; Actinopteri; Lampriformes; Lampridae.